Molecule: messenger RNA, 1179 nt
Organism: Fusarium falciforme
Lineage: Eukaryota; Fungi; Ascomycota; Sordariomycetes; Hypocreales; Nectriaceae
Exons: 5
Coding region: 1-1179 (392 amino acids)
Biological process (GO): transmembrane transport
Cellular component (GO): endoplasmic reticulum membrane; Golgi membrane
Molecular function (GO): UDP-N-acetylglucosamine transmembrane transporter activity
Source: RefSeq, a predicted model, not a curated record
AUGUCUUCACACAUUCUCCGCAAGAGGACGCCCGACAUGACGGCCCUCCAAGGCUCGAGCCGUCGCGGCACCGCCUCUCGCGAGCCCAGCGACUCGGAGAAGGCGUCAGCGUCGUCGGUCGCCCAUCGCUUUGCCAGUAUGAUGGCCAGCGAGGUUGGCCCCUCGUUGCUGACGGUCGCUGUGAUGCUGUGUCUGAUCUUUGGAGGUUGUUGUUCCAACGUUUAUGCGCUCGAGGCAAUUGUCAAUUUUGAACCUUCAAGUGGGACGCUAUUGACCUUUGUCCAAUUCAUCUUUGUCGCCGUGACAGGGUUUAUCGCCCAGUUUGAUAAGAACAGUCGUUUCUUCAUUGCACCCAACAAGGUCCCCUUGAGCCGCUGGAUGGUCAAUAUUGUGCUAUUCUUCACCAUCAACGUCCUCAACAACCAUGCAUUCAGCUAUGAUAUCUCGGUGCCAGUCCACAUUAUCCUCAGGUCUGGCGGUAGUAUCACAACCAUGGCUGCGGGCUAUCUCUAUGGCAAGAGAUACUCACGCACGCAGGUCGUCGCUGUCGUCUUGUUGACAUUGGGCGUCAUCCUGGCUGCUUGGUCGGAUGCUCAAGCCAAGGGAAAGGGAGUGGAAGAGAGUUCCGGACGCCCAGCUUUCAGCACUGGCCUCGUGAUCCUCUUCGUCGCUCAGGUGCUCUCAGCCAUCAUGGGUCUUUACACGGAGGCAACCUAUGCCAAGUAUGGCCCGCAAUGGAGAGAGAACCUUUUCUACUCUCACGCCCUUUCUCUGCCUCUGUUCCUACCCUUUGCUCCCUCGAUGGCACGCACCUUUGCGCAUCUCAUGUCAAGCACACCGAUGCAACUGCCUAGCCUCCUGAGCAUUGCCACCACGUCGUUCCCAGUUCCCAGCCAAGUUUUCUAUCUCAUCACCAAUGUCUUGACUCAGUAUGCCUGUAUUCGCGGAGUCAACCUACUGGCAGCAGUCUCCACCGCCCUAACUGUUACCAUCGUCCUCAACAUCCGGAAGCUUGUGAGUCUCCUCCUGAGCAUCUGGCUCUUCGGCAACACACUUGCCCCGGGCACACUGGUUGGUGCCAUCAUCGUUUUCAGUGCUGGCGGGCUUUACUCUGUGGGCUCACGAAAGAAGCCGGAGGUGGAAAAGACGCCCCAGGAGCGGCCAGAAAAGGCGAGUUGA